UUUGUAACUGGUAUAUAAGAAAGCAUAGUACCUUAGGAGCAGCUCAAGUUAAACCAGAAUAUGUUACUUCAAAUCGAGCAAAUUUAUGUCGAAAUUAUUUAUUAAAGUGUUCAAAUUUUAAAGAAUAUGCAACUCCUAAACAAGUAGAACAUAUUUUAAGUUUACCU
Messenger RNA from Scutellospora calospora, 167 nucleotides. Lineage: Eukaryota; Fungi; Glomeromycota; Glomeromycetes; Diversisporales; Gigasporaceae. The record is from the annotation of a GenBank genome assembly.